AAUGAUUGCAUUUUAAAAUUUGGCGGUGGAGUGCUUUUGGGUGGAGUUUUUUCGUUACUUUUCUUCAAAAGAAAACGGUGGCCCGUAAUUCUUGGUGGCGGUAUUGGAAUAGGAAUGGCAUAUGCUAAUUGUGAACAAGAUUUAAAUGCUACCGUAUUGGCACAUCGAUCUCCACCUCCUUGUUUAUAAUACACGCAUUUUUAAAUAAAAAAGACAUUCUUUAGUCAAACCAUAAAAGCAUGGUAUUUGUAA
Molecule: messenger RNA, 252 nt
Organism: Agrilus planipennis (emerald ash borer)
Lineage: Eukaryota; Metazoa; Arthropoda; Insecta; Coleoptera; Buprestidae
Product: MICOS complex subunit Mic10-like
Exons: 2
Cellular component (GO): MICOS complex; mitochondrion; mitochondrial inner membrane
Source: RefSeq, a predicted model, not a curated record